Molecule: messenger RNA, 1131 nt
Organism: Populus euphratica (Euphrates poplar)
Lineage: Eukaryota; Viridiplantae; Streptophyta; Magnoliopsida; Malpighiales; Salicaceae
Product: heat shock 70 kDa protein 10, mitochondrial
Exons: 4
Biological process (GO): tricarboxylic acid cycle; mitochondrial electron transport, succinate to ubiquinone
Cellular component (GO): membrane; respiratory chain complex II (succinate dehydrogenase)
Molecular function (GO): ATP-dependent protein folding chaperone; ATP binding; electron transfer activity
Source: RefSeq, a predicted model, not a curated record
GUUGUUGGUCAUUAAAAGCUGUUUGAGAAUUGAAGUUGAGAUUGUGAAAUGGCUGAGUUUUGGUGUUCAUCUGUUGUGCAGUUGACUAAUAAUGUGAAGCCAUCGUGGGCUCCUUCUAAUUUCAACCAAAAUUGGGCUGGUUUUUCAAGAGCUUUCAGUGCAAAACCUGCAGGUGGAGAUUUUAUUGGUAUUGAUUCGGGUACAACGAAUUCAUGUGUUGCCUUUAUGGAAGGGAACAAUUCCAAAGUUAUUGAGAAUGCUGAAGGAUCUAGGGCAACCCCUUCAACUGUUGCCUUCACCCCAAAGAUAGUAGCCGGGAUCUUUGGAAAGAGCCCGAGCAAGGGAGUUAACCCAGACGAGGCAGUGACUAUGGGAGGUGCAAUUCAGGGUUGAAUUUUAGGUGGAGAUUUCAAAGAAUUGCGUCUUCUUGGUGUCACUCCCUUGUCACCUGGUAUCAAGACACGGGUUUUCUCCACAGCGGCUAACAACAAGAGCCAGGCUGCGGGUAUUCCACCAGUUCCAAGGGGCAUGUCUCAGAUUGAGAUGACCUCUGACAUUUAUCAACAUAAUACCAUGCAUAUCCUUCGUCCAUUGUCUCCUCAUCUUCCUAUUUAUAGGCCCCAGGUUAAUUCGACGUUUUCCAUUGUCAAUAGAAUCUCAGGGGCUUUCCUAUCUACUAUAGUUCUGUGUUUUUAUUUUAUUUGUCUGAAAACGGGUUUCAUUUGCUUCAACUAUUAUAAUUUCUACCAGUUCCUCUUUUAUUCAUCCAAGCUGAUCCUAACCUCUGUCGAUGUUACUGCUGCCCUUGCCCUGGCCUAUCAUCUUUUUUACGGGGUUCGUCAUUUAUUUCAUUGACGGAUUUCUCUCAUUUUCUCGAAUAAGGAAUCCUCAAAUCGAAAAGGGGUCCCAUUUCCCUUCCUGCUGAAAGGGGCAACCCUUCUCUUGAUAUCCGGUGUAGGGGGGCUUCUCAAAUUGAAUGUAUUAGUCUUUUUGUUCAUGUGAAAACCGCCUAUGGUUGCUAUGGCUGAGACCCUUUUUUAUUGAAUCAAUAACCAUUUUAUUCUGGAAGGAGAUUGCUUGUUCAUUUGACAACUGCCUAUCAAUAUAUUGAGGCUGAGGCCCUUUCAUUGC